Molecule: messenger RNA, 291 nt
Organism: Laccaria bicolor S238N-H82
Lineage: Eukaryota; Fungi; Basidiomycota; Agaricomycetes; Agaricales; Hydnangiaceae
Exons: 1
Coding region: 1-291 (96 amino acids)
Source: RefSeq, a predicted model, not a curated record
AUGCCCGCCAAAUGGCUGGCCGUAAUAGUUGUUUGGACAGCUCCAAAAGUAAAUAAAAUCACUAAGCAGAGCGUUUUGGAAUCUGGUCUAUCGAUAGCUGUGAGAUUAGACCCCUCAAAUGUACAACCCAAUAGAGUAUUACCAAGUUCAGAAGGUAACGAACGCCAUACGCGCUAUACCUCAUCCGUGGCGAACUGGCAAGGAUCACACCAUACUGUCGAAACUCAUUGGCAGGCGGAAUGGAACACAAGUAUCAACGUCACGGAAGCCCAACGAAACCGUUAUGUAUGA